Messenger RNA from Pieris brassicae (large cabbage white), 1846 nucleotides. RefSeq names its product high mobility group protein B2-like. Gene Ontology annotation, biological process: regulation of transcription by RNA polymerase II. The record is from RefSeq and is a predicted model, not a curated record. Bases 1 to 1500 code for a protein of 499 amino acids. NCBI's taxonomy places the organism in Eukaryota, Metazoa, Arthropoda, Insecta, Lepidoptera, Pieridae. Gene Ontology annotation, molecular function: DNA binding, bending. The transcript is spliced from 6 exons.
AUGGGGGAUCGGGGAGCGACGGGGGGCGCUUGGGGUGCGCGCGACGAUGCCUCGUGGUGGUCAGGAGGCGCAGGUGAAAUACAGCACCAACAACAGAUUAAUGAAGACAUAGCAAGAAGUACUGCGGCUGCUACUCACCAAUUAUACACAUACAAAAUGACUGGAGGCUUUUCAAACCCUAGCGGAGACAAUCCCACACCUAAUUUUGAUUAUCGAUUAAUAAAUAAUUCAAAUACACGAGAUGAAUCGCCACAACAAACAUGGUGGUACGCUUCAGGAUCAGUUGAAAAUCAACAGACUUCAUCACCUACGUCUCAAAAUCAGUCAACUUCUGAUUCUGAACAAAGUAACCAACAAGCAAAUGGUAUUCAACAAAGCCAUCAAGUAUUACAACAACAGCAGCAGCAAGCUCAAAAAGAUCAGCAAAGUCAAAUGCAACAAAAUCAGUUACAACAACAAUUAGAACAACACCAGAACUUACAGCAAGCUAUUCAGCAGGCUCAAAAUUUACAACAAUCAUUACAUCAGAACCAGCAACAGACAUUGCAACAAAUGUUGCAACAACAGCAACAACAACAAUUGCAACAGCUCCAACAACAGCAGCAGCAGCAACAGCAACAACCACAACAGCAGAUAAAAAUUGAACAAAGCAACAAUCAACAGAACAUAAUACAAGUGACACAAGCUCAAGCACAGGCUCUGGUUGCACAAGCUGCAUUGCAACAGCAAGUAGUCCAAACAUUGCAACAACAGCAGCAAAGCUUACAAGAACAUUUACAGGCUGUCCAACAACAACAAAUUCAAGCUGCUUUGCAAAGGCAGUCGGCGACACUGCAGGAAUUGCAGCAACAAGCACAACAGCAGGCGUUGAUCUCACAAAAUACACCUAAAACCAGAAUGCCGCGGUCAAAACCUCCAAACAAGCCAAGGGGCAGAAUGACAGCAUAUGCUUUCUUUGUACAGUCAUGCCGUGAGGAACACAAGAAAAAGUAUCCUGAUGAAAAUGUUGUGUUCGCUGCAUUCUCAAAGAAAUGUGCUGAAAGGUGGAGUACAAUGUCAGAGAAAGAGAAGAUGAGGUUCCACGAAAUGGCGGACCAAGACAAGAAGAGAUACGACUUGGAGAUGAAGGACUACGUACCGCCGAAGUUUACGAAAGUGCGCGGGCGCAAGCGGCAACAACCGAAAGAUCCAAACGCACCGAAGCGAUCGCUAUCUGCGUUCUUCUGGUUCUGCAAUGAUGAAAGAUCAAAGGUCAAGGCAAACAAUCCAGAAUACACGAUGGGUGACAUCGCAAAAGAGCUGGGCCGACGUUGGGCGGCAGCCGACUCCGAUACUAAGACGAAGUAUGAAUCCUUAAGCGAGACGGACAAGGCCAGAUAUGAUAGGGAAAUGACAGCGUACAAAAAAGGUUCACUGGUCUUGGGUAUUCAGCCGCAGCAGAUUAUGAUCGAACCGGAUGAUGAAGAGGUUGAGUUCAAUGGUGAUGAUGAGUACAAGUGAAUUCAAUAUAAGUUCAAAAUUCAAUUAAAUUAAGCGAUGAGCGAUGGCGUUUGAGUUGAAAUUGCAGAAGAUAAAAAUUGCGCAGAUUAUUAUACAGUGUAAACGUGUGUUAACUCGUUAUAACAUCUCUAUAACUUGAAAUAGGAUUUGGAUGCGCCAAAAUAAAUAUAAAAAUCGUAAAAAUUGCGUAAAAUUGCGUUGUUUGCGAUUGAAAAGAUCCAGAACUUAGAGAACCAUAUUAAGUUUAUAGCAGGCUUAAACCUUCGAAUCAUCUGACUGUGCGCCAAAACACUUGCUUUUAGCACAUUAGCCUUUCUUGAAGUAGGGUUUGGAUGCGCCAAAAUAA